Molecule: messenger RNA, 10322 nt
Organism: Zootoca vivipara (common lizard)
Lineage: Eukaryota; Metazoa; Chordata; Lepidosauria; Squamata; Lacertidae
Gene: AHCYL2
Product: adenosylhomocysteinase like 2
Biological process (GO): L-methionine cycle
Cellular component (GO): cytosol
Source: RefSeq, a predicted model, not a curated record
UAAGGUGCUACUGAAGGAAUUUUUUUUUAUUUUGCUUCGACUCAGACCAACAUGGCUACCUACCUGCUUAGUGCAGGCAUCCCCAAACUUCGGCCCUCCAGAUGUUUUGGACUACAAUUCCCAUCAUCCCUAACCACUGGUCCUGUUAGCUAGGGAUCAUGGGAGUUGUAGGCCAAAACAUCUGGAGGGCCGCAGUUUGGGGGUGCCUGGCUUAGUGAGUAUGUUAGAGAGGGAAUGAGUAAGUGAGGGGGUAGUGCUGGUAGAAGGUGGAAAUUUGGGAGAGACUGGAAAUGUGUUUAAGCUGGCUGGAGGGAGGCAUUAACCGUGGUGGUUGCAUUAUAAGGUACGCCCUUGAGGUCGAGCCAAGGGUGUAGGUGGAGCUGUGUUUAAUUCAGGUGGUAUACCUUUGGGCCAGGGAAGCCUUAGCACUGUGUGGAUGCUAUAGCCACCUGUAGCCCUCAGGCUAGGGUGUGGCGUGAUUCCUUUAAAAUACCCUUGUUUUUCCUCUUUUGCAGAGCUUUUAAUAUUGAAGCACUUUAAUCCUUUCACUCAUUUCUUUUCAAAAUAACCCAGUGAACAAGUUUACUGUUCCCAUUUUACAGGUGGGGUGUUAACUGAUAGAAUUGCUUGCCUGAAGGUAGCCUAGUGAGCUCAUGCUACCUGAACCCAGGUGUUUCAGACUAAAGCUCUUCAUCUGUUUUUUGGAUUUAUAUCAUAGCUGCCAAGUUUUCCCUUUUCUCACGAGGAAGCCUAUUCAGCAUAAGGGAAUUUCCCUUUAAAAAGGGGAUAACUUGGCAGCUAUGAUUUAUAUUUUGUCUUUCAUUUCAUAAAGUUUUCAAGAUACUUCACUACAGAAUAAAACAGUUUAUUCAGUCUGUAUAACAGUGGCUGAGUUUGGAUGUAAUCCUGGCCUUAAAUCGUAGGAUGAACAAACCUUGAGCUCUCCCAAUCCAUUCUUAGGGAAACAAACAAUGAAGCAGAUGGCUUAGUGUUGCGUUUGAACCAGUGAUUAUGGUUGCUUUAGAUGCAACUCUAUAUUUUGUUUCCCUGCUCCAGAUAGGGAGAAGUGAAUGGUAAACUAGCAUGCAAACUGGUUUGCUUAACCAUAGUUUAUAACCAGCACUGUAACCCAACCCAGCCAGUGUGUUAAAACUGCAAUAAAAGUACAGUAUUAAAACACUGAACCAUUAUUAAAAACAACACAGCCAGAGAUAAAAGCAGGAGCUGAAACUAUUGGAGGACUGAAGAGGUUAAUUGAAAAUCCGGGGAAACACUUUUAAUGCCUAAAAAAUAAUGUUAGACAAACUUGUCUAAGGGGAGAGUUAUAUAAUGUAGGGUGCUAUGACAAAAAAGGCCACUUCUGUGCCCACCAGUUGCCUAAUGGGCAGCUUUAUAUGGAAAAGGGCAGUGUUUUACAUACUUGGGUACCAGGCUAUUUACAGCUUCAAAAAUAGUGCUGAGACACAAUUUUUUCUCAAAUGAAAACUUGGACAGAAAUGGCUUACUUUUGCCCUCCUGCCACCAUGUGUUUUGCUGCUGCACUCCUCCCACCCAGAGACAGUUAUUUUUCUAUUUCUCAGAAUCCUUCCAGAGCAGUGAGUGCUUCAUUAUGACAAAACAUCAGUUGGAUGGGGGAAAUAAAAAUUGUGACUGCCAUCAUGAACAUCCUACCAUGGCUAUCAGAUGUAUGUUUUGUAGCCUCCUGCUAAUUUCACACCCCUGGAAGAAUUGUCAAGAUGCUUCCCCUACUUUUGGCACCUGCAGGUGGAGCCUAUUUUUGAACUGGGCCCCAUUUGAAAAGGUUAAUACCAAAAUGGAAGUCAGGACAGUUCUUUCAAUGAUAUUAAUAGGUACAUACCACUCAACUCUUGCAUUCACUUAGUGAUCUGGUUUGCACAUAACGCUGUCUCUUGAUUUAUUAAACUAGGGUUCAUUAAACCUUGGCUUGUUUGAUUUUCUGAUACCUGCCCAGUGGGCUCGGUUUUUUAUUUGUUGGUUUGUUUUUAAGGGGAAAAAACAGGUGCAUCAAUAAAUUUAUGUGAGUCUGCUCUGAAUAUGAUUAGUAUUGAAGACAACCCAUGAAGUUCUGUGGCUUUCAGGACUGGUUGGCUUGCUUUGCCUGCCUGCUCAGCCAGUAGAAUCUCUGACUUGGAAGCAAUGCUUUUGAUACAAACAAGCCAUGCAAUAGUUCUGAAUGAGAAGCGUCCUGAUGCCUGCAUUACAGAGUUCUGCAAUCAGGACAGCUACCUGAGUUUCAGAGCCUCACUGAUCAAUGAAUCUUGUUGGUUGGCCUUUGGCAAUUUCCUUUCUUUCCUUGCCUAAUGUAACUCACUGAGUAGAGAGAAAUGUUUGGAGUGAGGGGUAGGAAAGGAAAUCUGAAAUGGUUUUCCUCACUCAGCCCCCCAUUUUUAAGUCAGUUCACCAAAUUUCGAAUCCAGACAAGUUCCAGAAGCAAUACUGUUAUGUCAGGAAGCAAUCUCGCAUGUUUUAGGGCUCUACGAUCUUGCAUGAGAGCGUGGCCCCCCAAGAACAGGAUGUACUAGACAGCUGGGUGGGAUUUAUGGUGAUUACUGUUUUAUGGUGAUUUUGCUUACUGUGGCUUUUUUUUGCAUUUGAAUUGCAAACUCCCUUUGAUCCAAUAUACAUUAAAAGAGGAUAAUCACCAAAUAAGUUUGCUAUGAAUCCCUUCCCCCAGUAUGGUAUGUUAAUGCCCCAAGUCCUUUGAAGAAGGGCUUUUUUGCUUACAGGACUGAGAACUGCAGUUAGGAGCUACCAUUUUAUUCUGGAAAACACCAGGUAGGCUACAUUCAGGUGAGCUAGUUGCAUUCGUGUUUCUGAUAAUGAACCUUAUUGGCUUUGUGACCUUGAAUGCUGUAAAGCUCCUUCGCAUGAUAGGGAACUCUUCUGUGGAGAAAAGGGAUUCAGCCUCUUCAGAUCUAAAGCAGAGUAUAGCCCAGGCAUCCCCAAACUGCGGCUCUCCAGAUGUUUUGGCCUACAACUCCCAUGAUCCCUAGCUAACAGGACCAGUGGUCAGGGAUGAUGGGAAUUGUAGUCCAAAACAUCUGGAGGGCCAAAGUUUGGGGAUGCCUGGCAUAGCCCCUCUGGGAAAACUAGGAGCUCCACAAGCUCUGACCCCUGGAAGCAGCAGCAACCUAGGCAGAUGUCAGUGGGUGUUCUUGGGGUGGGAUAAUGAGAAAUCAAUCUUUCACUAACUUCAGUGUACCCUUCUGAUGUAAAUUCUUCCCUUCAGGCAUACCAGCCCCAGCAGAUUCUGCUCUCAUUCCCCUGUUCCAUUCCCACAUCAGGGCAGUGGCUGCUCUUGGCUUUGGGACAUUUCCCAUUAGGGUAAUGUGCAUUUCGUAAUCUGGACUUUCUGACCACUGUUGGCAGCUCUAUUUAUCACAGAGGAGACAGCUUACUCGAAAUAAACCCGGUUAAGCUCACAGCGCUAAGAAUAGUAAAAAGACCCCAAUUGCACAGCCAAGAGGGCCCUCUUCUCAUCUUAACACAUAAGCAUGGUGAUAAACUCUCCUUUAUUGGUGCUAAUCUGACUAUUUGCAUGAAAGCAACGUGUGAGCAAUCCUACCAGUUUUCAUUCCCUCCACGGUGCCUGCUCAGUCCCUCUUGCAAAUCUCCACUGCUAUAUUCAUCUCCUUGAGUUUAUUAUCCGGUGUGUUCUUGAAUGACCCCCCCCCUCCACCCCUGCCCCUCUGUGAGUCAGACUUCGACAAAUUUUGCUUGCGGAGUUGUUUUUGCAUGUCUGAGCUUGGUAUUCUUGAACCAAAAAGGGUUUUGUGACAUGUUACAACUUUUGUAUUUUUUGCUUCCUUCCUACUGCUUGCUCACUCUUUAUUCAUCCCUCCACCCUCAGCCUCCCCCCUCCUUGUCAAGACUGACAAUUUUGCUUAUGGCAUCUCGACAUCACCUUGUAAUGUUUUCAGAGAUUUUGUUUACCAUGAACUCUGAGCACUUUGCAUGCACAAGGCUAGAGCAUUCUUUAGAUGGGCCAUUUCUAAAAGAUACAGUUGAUACAAUGGGGAAGGAUAUGUGGUUUGUUCAGGGCUGUUUAAUGUCUCUAGAGAGGUAAAUAGUGUUGGGUACUUAAUCAGAGAGGACCCACAGAGCCCCUCCACACUCAACAUCUGGAAUCUUUGCAAUGAAGGUUAGCCUAGAUCAGUGUUUCCCAACCUUGGGUCGCCAGCUGUUUUUGGACUACAACUCCCAUCCUCCCUAGCUAGCAAGACCAGUGGUCAGGAAUGAUGGGAACUGUAGUCCAAAAACAGCUGGAGUACCCAAGGUUGGGAAACACUGGCCUAGAUAUCCUUAUACAUAAAUAUCGUAUUUUUCCAUGUAUAAGACUAGGUUCCCCCCUAAAAAUAAUGUCAAAGAUUAGGGGGCGUCUUAUGCACAGAUACAUCUCCCCCCAUUUUCUUAAAUCUUAGUAUGCCGUUAGGUGGCGCUUUACAAACACUACUGUUUUGCAAAGAGGCAGCGCACGCAUUCUACUAACGCUCACCUCCCCAAGAUGCUUUGCGCGCGUCGGCUUCAUUUGUGCGCUACUGCGCAGGUACCCUGUCUUCUCCAUUCCCCUCCCUCCUCCCUGGACUCUUAUAAAAAGACUCUUAAUUUGGCUCUCACUUUUUAAUUUUAGGAUUAGGAAUUAAUGGGGGUCCUUGUCACAAUAGCGGCUCGAUGAGGGGUCCUCGAGAAAAUUUUGUUGGGAACCCCUGCUCUACUGUUUCUUUCCACUUGAUCCCCCCCCCUUUGGUGGGGGGAGUGGAGAUAGUGGGCUGGUUGCUCUGAUUGUAUUUCAUUCCUGCCACACUUGGUUAGUUUUUCAAACUUGACCACUUGCCUCAUAAAAUUAGAAACUCAUUAUCAAAGGUCAAUUGGAAGAGUGUCCUCAUGAACUCUGCCCUCUUAAGCUGUCCAGUUUUGUAAUGUGGGGCAACUCCAGCGCGUUGACCUGGCCUUCUCCAGUUUCUCACUGGCAAGGCCUUUCGGAACAAGAUGUGGUUACAGACAGCCCUAAUCCGGCAAGCUGCUUUUCCCUCCAGCAUAAUCUAGGCAAGCGCUUUCUCUUUAGGGAUGUGUGGAACAUCCCCGGUUUAGUUACGCAUAAAUAGUCCCCUCGCUGAAAAGUGCCAUCACGUGUUCCAGGAGUGACGCUUAUCUGCAAGAACCCUCCUUGCAAGAGUAGGAUUUUCUACAUGAUCCAGUUUGCGGACCAAAAGCAAGAAUUCAACAAGCGCCCCACAAAGAUUGGCCGCCGUUCAUUGUCCCGAUCCAUCUCUCAGUCGUCAACGGAUAGCUACAGCUCUGCUGCCUCCUACACAGACAGCUCUGACGAUGAGACCUCCCCCCGGGACAAGCAGCAGAAGAACACCAAAGGCAGCAGUGACUUCUGCGUGAAAAAUAUCAAGCAGGCUGAGUUUGGGCGCCGGGAAAUAGAAAUUGCCGAGCAAGAAAUGCCUGCGCUCAUGGCCUUGAGGAAACGAGCUCAGGGAGAGAAGCCGUUGGCUGGAGCCAAGAUCGUGGGCUGCACGCACAUCACAGCCCAGACUGCUGUUCUCAUGGAAACCCUUGGUGCCUUGGGUGCUCAGUGCCGGUGGGCUGCCUGCAACAUCUACUCCACCCUCAAUGAAGUAGCUGCUGCCCUAGCUGAGAGUGGAUUCUCUGUUUUUGCCUGGAAGGGAGAAUCUGAGGAUGACUUCUGGUGGUGCAUUGAUCGCUGUGUCAAUGUUGAAGGGUGGCAGCCAAAUAUGAUCUUAGACGAUGGUGGGGAUCUCACACACUGGAUCUACAAGAAGUACCCCAACAUGUUUAAGAAGAUCAAGGGGAUCGUAGAGGAGAGUGUCACUGGGGUCCACAGAUUGUACCAGCUAUCAAAGGCAGGCAAGCUGUGCGUCCCAGCUAUGAAUGUCAACGACUCUGUCACCAAGCAGAAGUUUGACAACCUCUAUUGCUGCCGGGAAUCCAUUUUAGAUGGCCUUAAAAGGACAACCGAUAUGAUGUUUGGAGGAAAGCAAGUCGUAGUCUGUGGCUACGGAGAGGUGGGCAAGGGCUGCUGUGCUGCACUGAAGGCCAUGGGCUCCAUUGUGUACGUGACAGAGAUUGACCCCAUUUGUGCCCUGCAAGCCUGCAUGGAUGGCUUCCGUCUUGUGAAACUCAACGAAGUGAUUCGGCAAGUCGACAUUGUUAUCACUUGCACAGGUAACAAAAAUGUAGUGAUCAGAGAACAUCUUGACAGAAUGAAGAACAGUUGCAUUGUUUGUAACAUGGGGCAUUCCAACACUGAAAUUGACGUGGCAAGCUUGCGUACCCCGGAGCUGACAUGGGAGCGGGUGAGGUCUCAGGUAGACCAUGUGAUUUGGCCUGACGGGAAGAGGAUAGUGCUGUUGGCAGAGGGGCGCUUGCUGAACCUGAGCUGCUCCACAGUCCCAACCUUUGUGCUGUCAAUAACAGCGACUACCCAGGCUCUGGCCUUGAUAGAGCUCUACAACGCCCCGGAAGGACGCUACAAGCAGGACGUCUACCUGCUGCCUAAAAAAAUGGAUGAGUAUGUGGCAAGUCUUCAUCUCCCAACAUUCGACGCACACCUGACGGAGCUUUCGGAUGAGCAAGCGAAAUACUUGGGUCUAAAUAAACACGGGCCUUUCAAACCAAACUACUACAGGUAUUAAUUUCCUGUGGCUGUAGCUGGAAGGAAGGGGAGGAGCAAGAACCUCAAGACCUCUCUCGGCUACCGUACAGGACAAACCAGUACAAGCUUCUGAACAUAGAACCAGGCUUGCUGCCGUAGUACACAGUGUGUUAGGUUAUUUAUUUAUUAAACUAGAAUACUGUAAAUGCGGCCUCUGCCAAUGGUGUUUUUUAAACUGCCAUGGGACUGUGAGAUGAUGGACUUUGGGGGGUGUUUUUUGGGGGGUGGGGAGUGGAAAGCUGUCGUUGGGGGCUGGGGAAGGAGAGAGAUUGUCUGGCCAAGUGAAUUUUACCGCAGAUUAUGUCAGCUUCAAGCAAUCUUGUUAUCACUGUUAUGUCUAAUCCAGUGUACAAAUUAACAAAGGGGGUUGGCAGAGAGCAGCCAAAGUUGGAUGGGCGUGAGAGAGCCAGGAGCCAUCACUCUGGGUUUCCUUAGCUUCUCUCUCUCUCUCUCUCUCUCUCUCUCUCUCGUGUUUUUAAGCCAUGGCAGUUGGGAAAGUGGCUGAUUAGGAGCUUCCCCCUGCUGCUUUAAUGUGGAAGCCUCGCAAGUCCACUCCACAUGCUGCUAAGACACUUGCAACCUCAUUGCGGGGGGAAACCUUGUUCUGAAUUUAGCUGCUUGUGCAAAGGGGAGGGGCGGCAGCUUUUGGAGAGCAGGCCAGGCAAAUGCUGCCCCCCCCCCACACCUACCUUGCUGGGGUCUGUGGAGCAGGCACCCUUUUUUGCAUAAGAUCAUUGUUGUGCUUCUGCAAUAGCCUUGCAGGUUUUAUAUGCAAGUCGCGAUGAGCUCCCUCCCUCCCUAUGCCUACCAAAGCUUCAUUCUUGCAGGACUUGUUGGGGCAUUACAUGCUCAGCCUGACGAUAAGCAGCCAAGCAACUUGUGUCGGCCAGUGCGGAACAGGGCAGCACAACGCUGGCAGGCCUGCUAGCGAGAACCCUUCUCGUCCCACGAUCCUCCUCUCUGUGCCAAGGGAUUGUAGUCCUUGCUGAGAAUAGACUUUGAGACCCACCUGUGUUUGGUUUUAGGAAAUGUCCAAGUCUCUCCCCCGCCCCCCCCCCGCCCCGGUUGGGCAGCUGUUGCUUUUUGAACAGGCGCUGCCGUCAACAUCCUGCAAAUGUGACCUGGGCAUUCAUUUGCGCAAACUCAAAUCUGCUUUCCAGUUGUUUGCAGGGUUCUGGUAACGUGAAGUGAACCAGCGAUGCUCUCCGAUCAUGGUUGAAUUUGUCAAUGAUGCUGGGCCUGAGCCAGUGGGAACAUUUCCUGGGCGAGGCACUUUGAAAUGGAUGAGCCUUGAGCUGCCUUGGUCUUGCACGUCUCCCGCGAUCCAUUUUGAAAGCGCCUUGUGCGGGGAUUCUCCUGCUGGGUCGUUCCUGUUGUGUCCCGAUUCUGCGCUAAAGGGAAACCCCACCCAAACUGAUUUUGCCUUUCCAUUGGGCUGCCCCAGGCUUCACAGUAUCCUAUGAAAAGAGCACAGUUGCUCUCAGGUCCUGCCUGGGAGCUUCUUUACUGGGGCAUCUGCUGGAAACAGGAUGCUGGCUUUGGGGUAAUCCAGGCACUUCUGGUGUCCUCAGGCGCAGGCAAGACAACCUCAGGCUGCAUCCAGACCAAUAUUCCUCUUGCAGUUGUUUUUCCUUUUGUGUCUCUCCAUGCUGGUAUUAUUCUGGCACUGCCAGCCAUAGAUUUUUUUCUUUUUCUACGAUUAUUAACACUCCGCAUUGGCACAGUUGCAGCCAGGGGCCGAUACCCAUUCGAAUACAUUUUAUUCAUUUCACCAGGAAAGAGGGAAUGAAUCCCACCUUCGGAUAGGAUCACGAAAGACCUGGAUUCAGGGGUUUCUUAUCUUUUGCUGAAAGAACUUUGCUUGUGCAUUUGAUCUGCUACCUGAGUGCGUCAGAGCAACAGCACAGCAAAUUUCCUAGCAGGAGAUAGCUUGGAAAUGGAAAAAGGAAGAGUCUUCUGGUGGAGUCAGGAGACGGUGGGGCAGGGCAAGGAGCAAAGCUUUUGUUAAUUUAAGACUUAAGCUUUUGCUAGUGGGGAGGAGGAGGAGGAGAAAAGAGAAAAUGGGGUGCAGAGAGUUGCAAGGACUAGUUGUGUGGGUGCCUGUCUGGCUUUGUGUGGAAAUUUGCCCAAUCUCUGUACAUCCUUCAUAUUUUCCUUCAAAGGUUAGUCUGGCUGUGAUGUUUCUGGAGGGCAUGGCUAUUGUGAAGAGUCUGACUCUGCGAUUCUUCACCAGCUCUUAAAAAUCUGAUUGUGCGUUUUGUAAUACCAGUGAUAUAUAGGAAGGGGCCGUUGGGCAGUUUUGUUGCUUGUAAUACAAACUGGUUUCAUUCUUAACUUUUUAAAAAACAAAACAGAACACAUUUUUUGCUUCUCGUGAGUAUAGUUUGCACCUGCUUGACUUCAUCUGUCCGGUUUGUGUGGUGCCUGAGUCCUUGAGGAGGAACUGCCCAGACCCCCAGGACACUUGGGGAGCAAUUGGGGGAGGGCAGCCAUGUGGCAAGGAAGUUGGGAAAGAUUCAGGAUUCGGGCCCCAAUCUCAUGCUGGGGGCUGCAUUCACUUCUGCAUAGAAAAUGGUGGAAGGGCCAAUUCUGUGCCCUGCAGUGGAGGGAAUGCCUGUGGGAAUGCACCGCCGUCCUCCACCUGACUUGUGACUCUCGAUUUGAAUGCUCCUCCACAUGGACUUUGGAAUAUCACGAAGCGCACGGCCACCUUUGUUUGCUGCCCCCCCCCCAAAGGCCCAGAUCCUUGACUUAGUCGGGCAAGGCCUGUCUUGUCCUCUUUAGAUGGAGCAGCGUUGAACCCGCUACAAGAGAUAUGGCUCCAGUCGUAAGGCAGACCGGUGCUCCUAGGGUCGGUCCAAGCCCCUCUCACCCACCCAGGAUCUCGGCUGCCGGGCGUGAUAUACCCUCCCACUUCUCCAGGCAAGAGGCAACCGUUCUGCCUAUGGGACCCUAAAGGUGUGCAACUUGAAAGGGGUGAGUGCAGUGGGAGGGGGGGAAGGGGGGGUCACCUGUUCAGGGUCUGUCACUAGCUAGAGUGUGUGAUGGUGCUGUCCUCAUUUGUGAAUUUGUUUGCGUUAAUCAUUUUUAUCUUUGAUGUAGAGAAUGGCGGGAGGGAACAAACAAAAAUGUCCCACGGAAAGAGUUUUAUCUCCUCUGGAUUUCUUUUUGAAAAAAAAUUAAAAAAAAUCUUCCUCUGUUUCCUGCUUAUUUUUAUUUUAUUUUUUAUUUGUCUGUAAGCUUUUUCGCUUGCUCAGCAUUUCCUAAUCAGUCUGGAAUCGCCAUACGUCUGUGAUCAUCUCUAAAUUUUAAACAAGUGUAAUAAAUGUUUUAUUUUCUAAUGUAACAUUUCAAAGACUAUUUAAAAAGACAGGUAGGAGACACCAGCAAAACAAAAUGCGUCAUAAGGAAAAACGAUGGAUUGCGAUCCGAAUAUCUGAAACCAGGAAAAUAAAAAUCAUGUCAUAAUUCUCCAAUAAGGAAGUUAAAAAAAAACUUAUGAGAUUAUAAUAUUUUCAAAAAAGGAUGUUUUAAAUAUUAAUGUCUGAGUGAUUGUAUUAGAUCAGCAAUAAGGACUCUGUAAUCUCAAAAAUACAAAUAAAAUAUUGUAAAAUCCAAA